AUGGCGAGACACGAAAGCCAGACGACCACCCAUAUACCACCGGAAGAGCCGCAAGAGCCGCAGGAGGUGAAAGGACCAUCAGCCUGGCAACAAUUCCGAGAUGGACCUUGUCUCUUCGUUGCCCGCAAGAUGUCGGCCUGGCGACCAAUCAACCCCAGUGAACUGCCUGAAGAUUCAGUCACUGUAGUUUGCAUCUCAAACACGUACAACCAGCGACCACAGAUACCGCCAGGUGAUAUCCUAAUCCACGCCGGCGACAUGGUGGGAGGUGGAUCAUCACUCGCCAACUUCCAAGCCUCACUAGACUGGCUCAAGGCACAACCUCACCACAUUAAGAUUGUGGUGGCGGGCAGACGCGACAAGUAUCUCAGCAAAACGAAGAAGGGAGGUCCUCACUGGAGAAAUGGACUUCGCCGGAAGGCCGACUGGGGCGACAUCAUCUAUCUGGAGCACGAGAAAGCCGUGGUAGCUGCCGAGAACGGACGCCUGCUCCGCGUCUUCGGAAGUCCAUACUCACCGACGAGCAUUCAUUGGACGGCCUUCGAGUACCCUCGCGAUCAAAAUGUUUGGAAAAAGAUUCCAAAAAAUCUCGACAUGCUCAUCACUCACACACCGCCACUCACACAUCUUGACUCUCUCGAGGGCUGCUGGCAUUUGCUGCAUAAGUUGUGGAAGAGUCCUCCUCGACUGCACGUUUUCGGGUCCGUUCUUGAGCACCAUGGAACUAAACUAUUGUGCUAUGAUGAUCUUCAGAACGCCAUGGAGCAGAUUGAGGUUGCGGGUGGAGGUUUCGUCAAUCUUCUCAAGGUCGUCAAAGCGUUCGUGAAGUCCUGGUUCCGCCCCGAUAGGAAAGCCAAGACCGAGCUCGUCAAUGCAUGCAUUGCUGGGGGAGAGCCGGAUUCGCACCGGGAACCGAUCACAGUUGUCAUUUGA
This is a messenger RNA of Penicillium verrucosum, 933 nucleotides long. RefSeq lists its product as uncharacterized. The transcript has a single exon. Lineage: Eukaryota; Fungi; Ascomycota; Eurotiomycetes; Eurotiales; Aspergillaceae. The record is from RefSeq and is a predicted model, not a curated record. Bases 1 to 933 code for a protein of 310 amino acids.